Molecule: messenger RNA, 1290 nt
Organism: Suillus subaureus
Lineage: Eukaryota; Fungi; Basidiomycota; Agaricomycetes; Boletales; Suillaceae
Exons: 1
Coding region: 81-1025 (314 amino acids)
Source: RefSeq, a predicted model, not a curated record
CGGGUCUCAAUGAGGGCACUGCAGGCACGGUACCGGCGGCGAAGGCGGAUGAAAACUUGAAGAGCUUGCUGCAUGAGCUCAUGAGCCCUAAAUCGGACGGGAUCGGCCUUCUGGUAUACUGCGUGCGUAGCACGAGAGCCCGUCGCGCUCUUAUCCGGAACUACAAUAUUUUCUACUCUGGUAUCUGCCGAAAGAAGGUCCCGAUUGUCGUCGUCGUUACAGGAUUGGAGAACGAGCCGGACAUGGAGAGCUGGUGGGUUGCCAAUGAGAAGGAAUUCAAGAGUCGUGGCAUGCAUUUCGAAGACCAUGCAUGCGUCACAACGCUUCACAAACACUCAGGCAUCUCAGAUAUCUUCACCCGUCGCAUCGAAGAGUCUUCUGAAACUCUACGCAACCUUGUCGUCAAGAAUUGCUCGGAUUGGGUGGUUGACGACAGCUGGUUCAAACAGUCUUUCACUGCUGUGCGAAACAUGAUCAGCGAUAGUGGGAAUAGCGAAAGGUCUUUGCCCUCCACUCUCAUCAUCUGUGACCCAUCUCGAAACGAAGAAGUUGAGAUCGCACCCUGCAUCCGUGGUACCUUGAGGCCUUACUUUGUGCGCAUCGGCGGGGACAAUUAUCAGGUUCACCGUGUUCCUGCACCAGACUCCUCAUCUGCAAAUGCUGAGAGGAGGCCUGAAGGAGAUCUUCUCGUUUACUACGCUCGCGCUGACGAGCUUUCUGCAGCUCGUCAGAAGUUCUACGCGUUUUGCACAACAUACCGCGGGAACGUGGUGCCGGUCGUCGUCGUGGUCAAAGGACUGGACGAUCGCCAAGCUGCCCAUCAGUGGGUCGAGAAACAUAUCAUGUAUGAUGGCGCUGGACGUCUAUUCUCGACAUUUGCUCCAGCUGAAGAACUCGGAUAUGAUUCUUUGAAGCAACAGGCGGAACAAGAAUUGCAGGAUCUCAUUCGACAGGCCUGUCUCAUUCGCAGCGAGAGGAAAGUCAGAGGGAAACAGAAAAGACUUGCGCGUAGGAACCGAUUGUGAGUGACGAGUCAUUGUGAAGGAGAUGUUUUAAUAAUUAUUCUAUGCCAUUAACGAGGCGUGGAAAGCCAGGUAUUCUAGCAUCGCUCUAGUAUUUACUCGCCGGGACUGUUGAACUUUAUAUAUCAGUACGCGUCGGGCUCUUCCAGCGCGACACCUACUAGUCAUACACUCAUUAAUCUCUUUUGCCUUAGUCGUUAUUCCUGAGGUAUGUUUGCACAUUCAUUAUAUUUAUCUAGCUACUCACUGUACCUAAUUCUGGUUCUUG